Ilex paraguariensis (yerba mate) is the source of this 1386-nucleotide messenger RNA. NCBI's taxonomy places the organism in Eukaryota, Viridiplantae, Streptophyta, Magnoliopsida, Aquifoliales, Aquifoliaceae. The record is from the annotation of a GenBank genome assembly.
AUGGACACUGCCAUGGGAAAUGGGCAUUCAAACGGUGUGGACUCGGGUUUUUGCAUUAAAGACCCGUUGAACUGGGGUGUGGCAGCUGAGUCAGUAAAGGGUAGCCACUUGGAUGAGGGGAAGAAGAUGGUGGCGGAGUUUCGGAAGCCAGUGGUGCUGCUUGGUGGCGAAACCUUGACGAUAUCGCAGGUGGCGGCGAUUGCAGCCCGUGAUAAUGCUGUCACGGUGGAGCUCUCGGAGGCGGCGAAGGCAGGAGUUAAGGCAAGCAGUGACUGGGUUAUGGAGAACAUGAACAAGGGUACAGGCAGCUAUGGUUUUGGUUCUACUUCUCAUAGGAGGACCAAACAAGGUGGUGCUCUUCAGACGGAGCUCAUUAGGUUUUUGAAUGCUGGGAUCUUUGGCAAUGGAACAGAAUCUUGUCACACACUACCACACUCAGCAUCAAGAGCAGCAAUGCAAGUGAGGAUCAAUUCCCUUCUUCAAGGCUACUCGGGCAUUAGAUUUGAAAUCUUGGAAGCAAUCACAAAGUUCCUCAACCACAACAUCACUCCAUGCUUGCCCCUCCAUGGUACAAUUUCCGCUUCAGGUGACCUUGUCCCCUUAUCCUACAUUGCCGGAUUACUCACUGGCCGGUCCACCUCCAAGGCAGUAGGACCUGCGGGAGAAACUCUCAAUCCAGAGGAAUCAUUUCAUCGAGCUGGAAUCGAUGGUGGGUUCUUCGAGUUACAGCCCAAGGAAGGCCUUGCACUUGUCAAUGGCACGGCUGUUGGCUCUGGCUUGGCCUCUAUGGUUCUUUUUGAGGCUAAUGUACUUGUUGUGUUAUCUGAAGUUCUAUCAGCUAUUUUUGCUGAAGUAAUGAAUGGUAAACCCGAAUUUACCAACCAUCUAACACACAUAUUGAAGCAUCACCCGGGCCAAAUUGAGGCUGCAGCUAUUAUGGAACAUAUUUUAGAUGGUAGCUCUUAUGUUAAAUCAGCUCUGAAGCUACAUGACAUGGACCCAUUGCAGAAACCGAAACAAGAUCGUUAUGCUCUCCGAACAUCACCCCAGUGGCUUGGGCCACAAAUUGAAGUAAUCCGUUCAGCAACAAAGAUGAUCGAGAGAGAGAUAAACUCAGUGAAUGAUAACCCUUUGAUCGAUGUUUCAAGGAACAAGGCCUUACAUGGUGGCAAUUUUCAGGGUACCCCAAUUGGUGUCUCCAUGGAUAAUACUAGUUUGGCUAUUGCAUAUAUUGGAAAACUCAUGUUUGCACAAUUCUACGAGCUAGUUAAUGACUUCUACAAUAAUGGGUUGCCUUCUAAUCUCUCUAGUGGACGCAACCCGAGUUUGGACUAUGGUUUCAAGGGAGCUGAGAUUGCUAUGGCAGCAUACUGUUCCGAGCUUUAA